GUUAGCGCGUACCGCGCCCAAACACGUCUCAAAUAAAACCAAUAUCAAUAGCGACAAUAAAACCUCAGGCCAACGUGUAAACAACGACAAUAAUUAGUUAUGUAAGCGACAAAAAAAACCAGUGGUAAAAUCAAACGAAGCGAAAGUUCAACAAAUAUGACGUAAAAACGACUCACGGAAAUUAUGUGAAAGUAUUCGUGUUAGUCAACUUGCAAGCCGCGACUAGAGCGCGCGUACGCCGACGACUAAAAAAAAAACAUAAGUUGCAUAUUAUAAUCUAUGCCGAAAGUGAUUUGCGCGGGAAGUUUGACAGCUGUCAGGUGGUGAGGUUUCCGAAAAGUAAAACACCGACAGUGUAGUAGUGCAGUCGGUAUAUUGUGUUAUAGAAGGAUAAAACCGCCCUCGGGGUUCGGCCAAUGGCGCCCAAGUUGCCGCCCCUGCGCGGCCUCGCGCCUCUCUGCGUGAUCCUGCUCCUGGCUGUCGGUGUAGUGACUAGCCGAAGACCAGAACCGUACUACGGAAGGCUUAUAGGUCAUCUAACGCAAUACGCGCACGGGAUUCGAGGCACCGUGUACGCAGUAGACGAGAGCACAGUCUUCAUCAAGGGGUUCGCAUAUGAUGGGACGGGCCCUGACGCAUAUUUCUGGGUGGGAGAUUCACCGCAGCCGUCUCCUGAAGGAACUCUAGUGCCAUACCCAGAAGAUUACUCGUCAAGGGAUCCUCCGAUAUUAAGCGCUCAUAGCAACACCGAUAUUCUGUUAAAGCUGCCAGCGGGAAAACGGUUAAGGGACAUCAAAUGGAUCAGUGUGUGGUGUAGACGGUUUACUGUAAACUUUGGAGAUGUAUUCAUCCCAGCCGGCUUAGAUCCUCCGAGGCCAAGGGUGCUUCCGGAAUUCAAGCGUCUCGCCCAUGGUCUGCGGUCCGGCAACAUCAGCGUCUUGGACGCUAAGACAUUCUACAUACCGAACUUGCACUACGACGGAGCCGGACCUGACGCCUACUUCUGGGUCGGGAACGGAUCUGAACCUAACCCUUUUGGUACCAAGGUGCCAAACGAGAUGGGUUCAUUGAAUCCCCUCCGCGGCUACCAAGGUGAGGACAUAGAGAUACAGCUGCCGGCGAAGCUGACGGCCUACGACGUGGACUGGCUCGCCGUGUGGUGCGUCGAGUACAGACACAACUUCGGGCACGUUUACAUCCCUAAGGACUUGGACGUGCCGCCGGCUCUGGGCCAAACUAAGAUCACGCCUGCCUGGUGGUAUAAUCCUACGAGUUCGACAACUUCGAAAACGCCGCACAGCGCCACCAACAACUGCAAGGAGAUACUCGACAAAAGGCUGCAAGUGCGCUGGGAAAUACAAGGAGACCAAGUCCAGAUUACGUUAUCGGCGCGUCUGCGUAAAGAGCAGUAUAUGGCGUUUGGCAUUUCUGGGGCUGAAGGUAGACCUGCCAUGCUGGGGGCGGAUGUGGUUGUUGCUUAUUGGGACAGCAGAGCGAACCAGCCCCGUGUGGCGGACUACACAAUAACACAUCUCGCUCAGUGCGACGGGGAGCGUGGGGUCUGUCCCGAUCAGCGGCUGGGGGGAAGCAACGACGCAGUGCUAGUGACCGGGCGGCAACGAGAUGGUGUAACGACAAUAACGUACCGGCGCCCGCUGGCCGCCGCCGAGCCCUCCCGCGACAGGGAGGUGCUCUCGUCUCGGUCGCAGUCCAUCAUCGCAGCCUUCGGGCCGCUCAACUCGCGCUCCGAGGCCAACGCGCACUCCUUCAUGGACACCACCCGACACGACGUCCAGCUGGACUUCGGCGCGCAGAGCGACAACGCGUGCAUCGGGCUGGCGGAGCUGGACGAGCUGGGCCCGGGCGCGUGGCCGGCGCGCGUGCUGUCCGGCGUCACCAACUUCACGGCGCGCAUCGGGCCCGCGGGCGGCCGCCGCGGCUACACGCCCAUCACUGACAAUGAUAUAACCAAUGGAUUCCAACCUUACGGACAUCCGUCAUGGGGCAUAGCGUGGUACAUCAAUGACCAGCUCAUACCGGAGAUAUAUGUGGAGCGCGGCAAGACUUACACCUUCUAUGUCGAAGGAGGAGACGAUAGAACAAAUCCAGCGAGGUACCAUCCGUUCUACAUUAGCGAUUCAUCGGAAGGUGGCUUCGGACAGAAGAAGGAGGAGGAGCAGAGGAAACAGCGGGUGUUCGCGGGAGUAGCCUACGAUAAUGAAGGAUAUCCUUUCCCGACGGCCGUGGGCCGGUACUGCGAGUGGACGCACAAGUCGGUCGACCAGGCCAACGCGUCGCCCACCUUCGAGCAGUACGUGCGCACCCUGCAGCUGGAGUGCGCGCCCGGCGACCCCGCCACGCUCGUCUGGACCGUCGCGCACGAGACGCCCGACCUGCUGUACUACCAGUGCUAUACCCACAACAACCUAGGAUGGAAAAUCCACGUGGUGGACCCAGGUACCGCUGUCCCAAAACCCGGUGACCAAAAAGCCAGAAUCAACGCAGCUCAUAGGAUUUGCCCAGUCGCAAGCACAACAUUCGUAUUAGUAAUUACGUUACUUAAUAUAGCCGUCAGAUAAAAACUGAAUGGUUUGUAAGAGUUGGUGGUGUUGUCAGCAUUGUGAAGCCUUUCAAUGUUCACUAUGUUCAAAAAUAUCAAAAUUUAUGAAAUAUUCAGUUCUAUUAAUUCAUAUUACUAGUAAUUUUGUAAAUUAAAAAAAAAAACAGCAUCA
This is a messenger RNA of Bombyx mandarina (wild silkworm), 2732 nucleotides long. RefSeq names its product protein Skeletor. Lineage: Eukaryota; Metazoa; Arthropoda; Insecta; Lepidoptera; Bombycidae. The record is from RefSeq and is a predicted model, not a curated record.